Molecule: messenger RNA, 2396 nt
Organism: Orbicella faveolata
Lineage: Eukaryota; Metazoa; Cnidaria; Anthozoa; Scleractinia; Merulinidae
Product: Golgi apparatus protein 1-like
Cellular component (GO): Golgi membrane
Source: RefSeq, a predicted model, not a curated record
CAAUAGUCAACACAGCUACGCCUCCUAGACUAUUCGCUCUUAGAAACCUUGCGCUCGUAGUCAUAAUUGUUACGUAACACCUGGGCAGUUAUUUGUAUAGUGUGGUUUUACAUAAACGGAGAAUAUUUUUGCUUCUGUCAGAUUGGCAAGUUCUGUAGCGAUAUUCCUCCAUCUGGCGUGGAAGAGUGUCUCAAAUUGCAUUUAGGAUCAAUUGCAUCACAGCGUUGUCGCGUGGAGAUAGAUCGUCAGAUGAAAGAGGGUCGCACAGACAUACAAUCCGACCCGUUGUUAUACAGGGCAUGCGCAGUGGAAGUCAAGCGUCACUGUUCCGAUAUACCAUUUGGUCGAGGAAAAGUAUUGAAGUGUCUCCUGGACGCCCACGACUCCAAUCCAGCUCGUUUUGAUAGAGAAUGUCUGCUACAUUUGUCGAGCAGAAUGAGGAUGUGGGAACUAGCAGCAAAGGUUGUGCCUCCUGAAACUAUCGGCGAACUCUUUGAAGACUCCUCUUCAUCACCGUCCAAGUCAGAGAUAUACAUCGACAAUUUCGCCGUGGUUAUCAUUACUUGCUUGGUGUUGGUUUGUGCUUGGUGGGCCUACAAAGUGAAACACAACAGAGGCCAAGGGUCGGUGAAUACCGUUCAUCAUGGACACGUUGAUCUGAAGUACGCCCCAUUAAUAAAUGAAGAUGACGAUGUGUUGAACUUGAAGUUGUGAGAGAGACGAUACAUUUUGGUGUCAAACUGAAAACCACCAUCGACUUUCCAGCCUUGUGAUUGGCUGCUGUUACAUAGCAUGUGGUAAAAUAAGUUAAGUACAUGGGUAGAUUAUAAACCGUCAUCUAGCUGUUGAAAAUUCUCAGUGUUUUUUCCCUUUACAAAAACAAUCAAUUCUUUGAAAAACGAACGAUAUCAAAGUGAUUUGGUACGAGUUUGAAGUAGCAUUGUUACCGAACACGAUGAGGGCAAACGUUUUUUUUAGGCCGCCCCUGUAAUCUCUGCUUGGCCUGCUCACGAGUUGCUUGAACUUUUCCAUGGUGUUGCGAAAUUUUGCUCCUUUAGAAAAGUUGUACAAACCUUUGUUUUUUUUUGGAGAAACGUUGUCAGAUGGUUGGCAGCAUCUUCCAAUAGUUGCUCUAGAAUUUGCUCAAGGUUGCCAAAAACUAACUCGUUCUUGUAAAGUCGUUGAGUUACACUGGUUUCGAAAUCUCCUUUGCAGUUUCUUUUUAGCAUGAUAGCAAUUGGCCAAAGCCAAGCUGUAGACAAGAAUAGUUUGCAAAGAAACCUUUUUUCCUUCGCCCUUUUUAUGAAUCAAACGUUUCAACUUUCCGUAGCCGGGGUUAUCUGCUCCUUCGUCUCCCUCUUUUACGAUCAGCUAAAGACAUCAGUCAAUUUUCAUUUUAACUUAAAAGUUCUGAGAAUAUUAAAGCGGUUCUGAACCUCUGUUAGGUAGUAGUUUAAUAACAAGACGGUUUCCAGUGACUCUAGUAUUUGUUUGCCAAAGCUUUCGAUUGGGUCCUGUGAUCAAUCGGAGCACAGGUUCUGUCUCUGCGACCAGUCAGAAGCCGGGUUAUCCAUUUCCCAAACUUGUUACGGAAUGCUCCCCUGUGUUCAAGUGUCAGAGUUUUGAUUCGUUUGUUUUCAAUGUUGCCAACUUGAGGUCACGACACUGAUUUGAAACCGUCUUAUAAUAACACCAUAUGAUUUACAGCAACGACAUUGUCAGGUUUUCACAUGAUAGCAAGGUAGCCUUUUCAGCUAUUACCAUGUAUGUUCAAGCUUGCAGAAGGUAGCUGAGAAGGGCUGAAGGUCUGUAAGAAAGCGUUUACAUAACAAACGAAUUAAUCUUCCACACUGACAGGAUUGGUUUGGUACACCAACAUGGCUGCUGUUGCGUCAUGUGAAAACACUCUACCAUCAGUGUUGUAAUUCGUUUCUGUGCUUCGCAGCAUAUACUUAGCUGUAACAGUUACUAUCAAUUAAUUACACGCUGAGAAAGCCUACUCUAUAUAAUGGAAACAGUUUCCCUUAGGCCUCCUCGCCAUUACUAUUGUAUAACGUUUUAAACUUUCUAUCCUUGCCAAUAUUUGUAACUUUUUGUGCCAAGUAAAUACAAUUACAGAAUUAAUGUACACUAGGUCAAACAUUUGCUGCAAGCGUUUUUAUAGUUCACGAAAUGUGACUUUGUACUUGACAGCAGUAUAACGAAUACUACUAAGUACAUUAAGACAACACCUUAAUAGAUCAUUUUAGUAUAUAAAAAAAUCAAUUUGUAAGUAAUUUAAAGCUAUUAUUUAAAGUUGGUAUUUAAAAAAAAACAGUACCGUAAUGUAAUAUUGUAAGUGAUAUUACUGUAAGUAAUAUUUUUGUAAGUAGAUUAAAGCAAAUACUAUGUUGUAA